Messenger RNA from Camelina sativa (false flax), 743 nucleotides. The record is from RefSeq and is a predicted model, not a curated record. NCBI's taxonomy places the organism in Eukaryota, Viridiplantae, Streptophyta, Magnoliopsida, Brassicales, Brassicaceae.
AGUAGUCGAGCUAUUUCAUGUCCAGUCACAUUCUUAUAAGUUUUCUUUGUUACUUCUUCUUGAUCAAGAUAUAUUUCCAUCUUUUUUAGCAAACCUUGGUUACACUUAUAGCUAGUUUUAGUGUGGUGAUAAUGGAUAACGUAAUCGCCAUGCAAGAGACCCGAUAUAACAACGGAUUAAGUACCUACAAGAAGCCAUUUCUUCAAUUUCUUGAUCGCCUUUCGUUUUCUAUUCUUGUAGUUGUUUUUUGCGUUAUAAUAUUGUUUAGCCCGCUUUGGCUUCAAGUUGUUAACAGUUUCUUGUUCACCAUCCCUAGAGUUAUUACAUGCUAUAUCUUAAACCCUAAGGUUUUAUUCGUUCUGACAAAUAUCAUCGUGAUCACCCUCAUUGGAGAAUCAAGGAUUUCUAGUUCAAGCUCUUCUCUUCCAGCUAGCGAGUUACGCAAAGAAUUCAGUGUAAGAAGCCAAUUUUGUGACUCGUGGUCUCAUGGGAACGUGAGGGUAGAAAUGGGAUGUCAACGAUUUUCGAAAGAGUAUAUUGAUCGACCGAGGCUCGACGAGGGUAAGAGAUGGAAGCUUAGUCCGUUGCACAAUAUGGAUCCAUUGAACCAUAUGGAUCAGGGCUGAUGAUCUGAUCGCUCGUGUGAACAGACAGAGGAGGCUUGAAAUUGGGCUUUUACAUCAUAGGCGGUAGCCGUAUAUCAUAGUAAUACAUGGCCAAAUGUGGAGAAAAAGCAUUUUCUG